CCAUGUUGGCACACUUGAUUGAUAGUACAGGUUGUCUUCAAUUUGUAGGUUCUCAUCUUGUCUUGUUGUCUCAUUCUUUUCUGGUCAUCGUGUCCUCUUGUCUUCUUUUUCCUUCUCCUCUACUCUGUUCUUUUCAUCUUGUCAUCUUGUCACUGGCUAGCAUGCAGGUGGUGAGGUGGGUGGAGCAGAAGGAGGCGUAGCUAAGGGUCAUCCAUAAAAGAGUCUUCUGUCUCUCGUGUGAUUCGAGAGGUUGAAGUUGAGCUUGUGUGACUGUAGAGGCUGAAGUCGCAUCUCGCUGACAUUUGCUGCAUUGACGUCAACAAAAAUGUUCACACGGUGUGUCACACUGUUACCACUCUUCACUCUUGUCACACUUUGUCUGGCCGCUCCACUUCCUGAUAGAAGUGCGGUUCUGCUCGCUCACCUUGACGGAAAACCAGCAACACAGGCGGCGACAUCACAGCCAGCUCCCACUGUGUCAGGCGAUACAUCACAUUCCCCAGGUGUCGAUAACUCCAAAGAACAAGUUGAAGCACAACCAAACAACGAGGACACCAACCAAGUGGAAGCUGAAGGUGUAUACAACUCUCCCGAUUCAGAUGUAGGAGCAGAAGGCCCUGACAACUCCUUUACAGAAAGUGACGAUCCUCCAGAAUCGGCAGAUUCUAUAAAAUCACCAGUGUCUGCAGAAUCAUCAGAGUCUGCAGAAUCAUCAGAGUCUGUGGAUACACCAGAGCUCGCAGAAUCACCAAAGUCUGCAGAAUCAGCAGAGUCUGGAGAAUCAGCAGACUCUGUGGCAUCACCAGUGUCUGCUGAUGCACCAGAGUCUGCAGAAUCAACAAAGUCUGCAGAAUCACCAGAGUCUGUGGAAUCAUCAAAGUCUUCUGAUUCAGCAGAGUCAUCGGAAUCACCUGAGACCCCGGAAUCACCUGAGUCUCAAGAGUCUCUGGAAUUGCCAAAAUCUUCACAAUCGACCAAGUCAGAAUCAGAGUCAAGUUCAGAGGCAAACAAGGACAGAUACAAGGCAAGCAGUGAUUCUGAGUCUGAUGCCGCCACGGCUGGCAUUGACGAGGGUGGCAAUGGUGCUUACCUAUUGGCCACAUUUGACUUAGAAGAGGGAGGUGAGGUGGGGCCUGAGGUCUCAGAUGAGGAGGAGGCUCAGGCACAGGAAGGAAGAGAGACACCAGAAAUCGACUUGUCUGACGCGUCAGACGUGAUGGAAGGGGAGGAGAUCAGAGAAGAAGAAAACUCUUCCAAGGCUGACAAAGGCUCCGAUAGAAGUGUCAGCAUGGAGGAUGCUGACCUUGACAGAGAUGCCAUCGAAGAGGAUGUAAACAUGGAGGAGCAAAAUGUUCAAGAACCUGAAGAAAGCUCCCAAAUCUUUGACUCCACUGAGGCAACUCUUGUCGAAAAAUCAGACUCCACACCAUCCCACCCCAGGGAGUGAAUUAGCCCUUCAAGCUCCAACCGAGAGGAAGCAAGCAUAAGCGUGGGGACUGCUUGGAAUACAUUUGCCAUGACAACUUCCCAUCUGGAUUGCUCGCUUGUGUCUUUGAGUCUUUGUCAAGCGCUUGUUUGCUCAUCCGUUACUCUGUCCACUGAAUGAACACGUGCACGCUACGUGAACGUCUAUUGUGUAGCUGUCGUAGUGAACGUCA
This is a messenger RNA of Phyllopteryx taeniolatus (common seadragon), 1658 nucleotides long. Its product is annotated as otolith matrix protein OMM-64-like. The coding region runs from base 326 to 1447 and encodes 373 amino acids. NCBI's taxonomy places the organism in Eukaryota, Metazoa, Chordata, Actinopteri, Syngnathiformes, Syngnathidae. The record is from RefSeq and is a predicted model, not a curated record. The transcript has 14 exons.